This is a messenger RNA of Seriola aureovittata, 2093 nucleotides long. It is a transcript of the gene fbxo2, whose product is annotated as F-box protein 2. The record is from RefSeq and is a predicted model, not a curated record. Gene Ontology annotation, biological process: SCF-dependent proteasomal ubiquitin-dependent protein catabolic process; glycoprotein catabolic process. Gene Ontology annotation, cellular component: cytoplasm; SCF ubiquitin ligase complex. Gene Ontology annotation, molecular function: ubiquitin protein ligase activity. Lineage: Eukaryota; Metazoa; Chordata; Actinopteri; Carangiformes; Carangidae. The transcript has 6 exons. Bases 174 to 761 code for a protein of 195 amino acids.
GUGUAUGUGUGUGUGUGUGUGUGUGUGUGCUCCCUGGCUAUAAAAGCCUCCGUCACGAGGGUGUUAUCCUGCAGAGGAGCUCAAGUGUCAGUUUGAGAAAGAGACAGAGACGAAACAGAAGACUUUGCUUACUUUCCCCGGGCUGUCCUGCCUCCUCUGCAUAAGCUGUAAUCAUGGCCAGAAACCUGCUGUCAAAUCCCAGUGGGGAAGAGCAGAGAAUACAUGACAUGGUAAUUGGCAGCUUGAGACUGUGCAUUUGCCUCCCAGAGGAGCUGGAUUCCUGGGAGCUGACGGAAAACGGCGGGAACCAGUGGAAGGUGGAGGACAUGCCAGGAGACUGUGGCCACGACUUCUGCAAAGACGGAGUGACUAAGUACUUCGCAACCUCGUAUGAGCUGUGUCUGAAGAGACAGGUGAUCGACUUGUUGUUGGAGGGUUACAGCUCUGAACAGCUGGAUGCUCAGCCUGCCGUCACAGUGGAGGACUGGUACUGUGGGAGGACAGACUGCGGCUGCACUUACCAAAUGACCGUGUGUCUGCUGGAUGAGAACAGGGAGGUCAUACAGGAGUUCAAACCUGAGCCGGUGACUCUCAACCCCGAGUCUGAUGACUGCUCGUGGAAACAGGUCAGCCAUACGUUUUCUGAAUACGGCACCGGAUUGCGUUUCAUCUCCUUUGAACACGGAGGACAAGACACCAAGUACUGGGAUGGCUGGUUUGGAGUGCGGGUCACCGGGAGCUCUGUCACUAUUGAAGUGUGAUGGAGGGGAAAACAGAGUGAGAGGAGAGAACUAGUGUAAUAUGAGGGCACCAGAGUGACGGACUGAAGGCUUCCAGGUUUCAACAGGAUCAGCUUUGCCCUUGCACCGAUACUGUAGCUUACACCUCUGUAGAGUGGGUUCUGACAGUAUUCACACCCCUUUAUUUUUUACAUACUUUAUUGUUGUAAAUUUUAAUUCUACAUAAAUAUCCCAUAAUGACAAAGUGAAAAAAAAUGUUUCGACAUUUUUGCAAAUGUCUAAUCUCGUAUUCAGUAUUCAGACCCUUUCCUGUGGUGCUCAAGUCGAAAACACUUAAAUCUGCUUAAAGGUGCAUCCUGUCUCCUUUAAUUAUCCUUGAGAUGUGUCUAGAACUCGACCGGAGUCCAUCUGUGGUAAACUGAUUUGAAUAGACAUAUGUACAUAAGGUCACACACACAAAAAACAAGUCAUGAAGUGCAAGGAACUCUAUGUAGACCUCCAUGAUAAAACUGUGGCUGAGCUUUGAGUGACAGCAGGAGAACAGCGGUGGUGGAAACGCCAGGCUGUGGGGGCUUCUCACUGGUGAGAGAUUUAAUUGAAGAAAACCUACUCCAAAGUGCAUGUGACCAGAGACUGGGGUGACUGUUCACCAUUCAACGCGACAAUGAUCCAAAGCAUACAGCCAAGACAACACAGUGGUCCAGACUUAAACCCUAUAGAACAUCUGUGGAGAGACCUGAAGAUUGCAGCUCGGAGGCGCCUCCCGACCAAUCUGAUGGAGCUUGAAAGGAUCUGCUAGAAAGAAUGGGAUAAACUGCCCAAAUCCCGGUGUUCAAAGCUUGUGAAAAAGACUCAAAUAGACCCCAGAACACUCAAAGCUGUAAUUGCUGCCAAAACGUCUUCUACAAAGUACUGAGUUAAGUUAUGAAUCAGAGAUUUCACUUUUUUUCUUUUUAGUAAAUUCGGAAAAAACAUGUUUUACAUUGUCAUUAUGGGUUAUUGAGUGUAGGUUGAUGGGCAAUUAAAUCUACAACACAAUAACGUGUGCAAAAAGCGAAGGGGUCCGGAUACUUUGGAAGGCCGCUGCACAGUGUAUCACAUAUAUAUUGCUGUUCAUGCUGUGGAAAUAAAGGUCGCAGUUCACUAACCUGUGAAACACACAAGACACUGUCAUGGUGGCAGGCAGCUUGGCUUUACUAACUUUAAAAUCACUGCUUACAACAAUCAUGAUCUGUUAAACUACUACCUCUGCACAGUGGCUGAUGGUGGGGCUCGACUACACGACUUGUUUGGUGGGUGGGGGUGUCUUAAGCAAUCAAAUGGUUGAAAUAAAGUGUCACCUAUUUAACUGUC